Trichosporon asahii var. asahii CBS 2479 is the source of this 549-nucleotide messenger RNA. RefSeq lists its product as uncharacterized. The record is from RefSeq and is a predicted model, not a curated record. The coding region runs from base 1 to 549 and encodes 182 amino acids. The transcript has 3 exons. Lineage: Eukaryota; Fungi; Basidiomycota; Tremellomycetes; Trichosporonales; Trichosporonaceae.
AUGCGUACUUCCGCCGUCCUCUUCACCGCUGCCUUCGCUGCCUCGGCGUCCGCCUCGAGCAUCCUGAUCCCGCGCCAGGACUGGCUCAAGAACUGCGAGGACGAGUGCAACCCCAUCGCUGACUGGGCUCUCGGCUGCCGCACCGACACCGUCGGCUGCAUGGAGCAGUGCACUUCCGAGCUCCUCCAGCAGGCCGACAAGUGCGGUGUCUGUGUCCAGGAGAAGAACCCCGACUUCGGCAACACCGUCCAGCAGUACGUCGGCAUGAGCAAGCAGAUGUGCGGCAAGGAGGGUGUCACCACCGAAGGUGACUCUUCCGAGGGCUCUGCUUCUGCCCAGCCUUCGGCCUCUGCUUCGCCCGCCGGCGAGGCUUCUCCCUCGGCCACCCCUGAGGCGUCUGCCUCUCCCUCCGCUUCCGCUGAGGCUGGAGCGGCCUCUGCUGAGUCUGCCUCUGCCUCUGACGUUGUCGCCUCUGCCUCGACCCAGGCCGCUGAGGCUUCCAAGUCCGCCGAGGGCGCCUCCAAGUCUGCUGAGGCUCUUAAUGAAUAA